Molecule: messenger RNA, 1811 nt
Organism: Xiphophorus maculatus (southern platyfish)
Lineage: Eukaryota; Metazoa; Chordata; Actinopteri; Cyprinodontiformes; Poeciliidae
Gene: suds3
Product: SDS3 homolog, SIN3A corepressor complex component
Exons: 12
Coding region: 80-1036 (318 amino acids)
Biological process (GO): negative regulation of transcription by RNA polymerase II
Cellular component (GO): Sin3-type complex
Molecular function (GO): histone deacetylase binding
Source: RefSeq, a predicted model, not a curated record
GUUGUAGGCGCAGUUUCAAGAAGCCUGCAAAACACAAAUCGAUUGUUUAUUUCAUGUUUGUUUACAUCCACACGGAUAAAUGGCUUCCACUUUGAUUUCUCCUAUGGUGGAUUAUUACAACGACGAAGAGGAGCUCGAUAGCGUGGAUGACGAUGAUGACCGGAGUUUCAGGGGAAGAGACUCAGAAGAAGACACAGAAGAUGCAAGUGAGACAGAUCUUGCCAAACAUGAUGAGGAGGACUAUGUGGAAAUCAAGGAACAAAUGUACCAGGAUAAGCUGGCCUCAUUAAAAAGACAGCUGCAACAGCUGCAGGAAGGUAGUCUGCAGGAAUAUCAGAAAAGGAUGAAGAAGUUGGACCAGCAAUACAAAGAGAGACUUCGAAAUGCAGAGUUGUUUCUUCACCUUGAGACAGAACAGGUGGAGAGGAACUACAUAAAAGAAAAGAAGGCAGCAGUGAAGGAGUUUGAUGAUAAAAAAGUUGAACUGAAAGAAAACCUAAUCGCAGAGCUGGAGGAAAAGAAAAAGAUGAUUGAAAAUGAGAAGUUAACAAUGGAGCUAACAGGUGACUCGAUGGAGGUGAAACCCAUCAUGACGAGGAAGCUGAGGAGGCGACCCAAUGAUCCAGUCCCAAUCCCAGACAAGCGAAGAAAACCUGCACCAGCUCAGCUAAAUUAUUUAUUAACAGAUGAGCAGAUAAUGGAAGACCUAAGAACACUUAAUAAGCUAAAGUCACCGAAACGACCAGUCUCUCCUUCGUCUCCUGAGCAUGUUCCCUCCACUCCCGUGGAGAACCCCUCCCAGCGUUACGAGGCCCGCAUUGAGGAAGGGAAACUUUACUACGAUAAAAGAUGGUACCAUAAGAGUCAAGCCAUUUACCUGGAAUCAAAGGAUAACACAAAGAUUAGCUGUGUCAUCAGCUCAGUUGGGACCAAUGAGAUUUGGGUGAGGAAGACGAGCGACAGUACAAAGAUGAGGAUCUACCUAGGACAGCUGCAGAGAGGAACAUUUGUCAUCCGUCGACGGUCUGCUGCGUGAAAUGUUCCCCGGCUCCGCCCCACCCAACCCCAUCUGUUCAUUUAUUUGUCCUGCCGUUUAACCACCAACUCACUCAAUCAUCCACUCUCUCCCUCGUUGGUGCAUUUUCAGUUUUACCAUGUGGCUCUUAUUUGUACCUAAUAUUUUUUCAUAUACACUACCCCAAUUUUCUUAAUAAAACAUGAAUGCAGAGUUUCAGAACUUUUUUUUUUUGUUGUCUUUUAAAACGCUUACUGGUUUCCAGUAUUGUGACUAUGUACCAUGUUUUUGGAACAAUAUUGAGUUUAUUUUUGCUUUUUAUGCAAAGCAGUUAAAACACAUUUUCCAAAAUUGGCAACUGUUUGCCAACUGAAUCUGCUGUGUUAAUUUUAACAGAGAAAAUUGUGAAGAAUUACUGCUUGUUUGGUAUGACCCGCCCACCUAAAUUAGUCGUUUUCAAGAAUAUCCCUGUUGGAAUGGUAAACAAAAGCUGCUUGUUGUACAAAUACCUACAGUAUAAGUAACUUGUUACAUUUCCAAGUGGAUGAGAAGAGGGAAAUCUGGGCCUCUCUGCUUAGGCUGCUGUCUCCUCGACUCAACACUGGAUAAGGAGAAUAUAACUGAUGGAUUCUAUGUAUACUGAACCUGUUUUUUGUCUCUUGUAAAAAAAAAAUGUAUUUUGUCAUUUCAUGUCACCUCCAUAUGUAAACAGUCUGGAAUAACUCAGAUGUGUUGGCAUGUGGUUUUCAGGUGAUUCACUUAUUUUUUGUUUUAUUAAAAUGAUUUAGCUUUUUAA